ACACAGGCAUGCACCAAAACCAACACAACAACCAACAGUUCAAAAACCCUGCACAACAACCAACAGUUCAAAACCCUGCACAACAACCACCUCCACAACCAGAGCAAGGACAUAA
Molecule: messenger RNA, 115 nt
Organism: Trichomonas vaginalis G3
Lineage: Eukaryota; Parabasalia; Trichomonadida; Trichomonadidae
Exons: 1
Source: RefSeq, a predicted model, not a curated record